This is a messenger RNA of Plasmodium vivax (malaria parasite P. vivax), 6933 nucleotides long. RefSeq lists its product as hypothetical. Gene Ontology annotation, cellular component: cell surface. The record is from RefSeq and is a predicted model, not a curated record. Bases 1 to 6933 code for a protein of 2310 amino acids. Gene Ontology annotation, biological process: signal transduction. NCBI's taxonomy places the organism in Eukaryota, Apicomplexa, Aconoidasida, Haemosporida, Plasmodiidae. The transcript has 9 exons.
AUGGGCGUAAAACUCGCCUUAUUAAUGAGCCUCCUGCUUAUAAGGGGGGGCACAGAAAUAGGUGUGCUCGUCAGUAAGCUAAGUGGAGGCAAGAAUGGAAGACUUCUUCUGAAUGUUACGAAUCACAAAUGCGAGAAGUGCAAAAAGGGGUUUUACAACUUUUCUAGGGACAACAAAAUAUGCCUACCCUGUCCCCUUGGCACGUUCACCCACGCGGAGGGGUCCAUUGUGUGCACAAAUUGUCCAGGCGGGUCUACCACGAAAAGCACGGGGUCGGAAUCAUCUCGCGCCUGUGUCUGCAGCAAAGGCUUCAAGGUAGACACCACCGACGGCAGGUGUGCAAAAUGCAGUGCCCUCGAAUCAUGUGACGACGGCGAAAAUGUGUGGUCGUUUAAAAAUAUGUGCACGAAAGAAAGGGGCGAAGAGUACGUAGAGCUGUGUAGAAACGUGCGAACCGAUCAAGUGUACAGUUUUCAAAUUUCCUGUUUUAAAAAAGACGUUUGUUUGAAUCACAAGGAGGGGAAGACCUGCCUGGAGGGGAAUAAACUUAUCCAGUGCAAAAUUUGUGAUGAAAAUUUCAGAUACGAUUUCGUAACCCCAGUGAAGCGUCCCUGCGUGCUUUGUAGUUUUACAACGUACGUAGUUUCGCUGUACUUCAUCGCCCUGGGCUUUUUCCUAAGCCUUUUAAUAUUCACCUGUGUAGGAAGAGAAAGAGAAAGCGAAAUGAAGAUAAUCAGACUGGUUGUUAAAUAUACGCAGUUUAUGUCUCUCCUCAGGUACGUGAACUCCAAUUAUAGUCACUUCCUUUUAGACGCGCUGCACUUCUUCACGGUUGGAGUUCCGCUGAAUGAAGUCCUCGACUGUAUAUUCGCGAGGGGUACAAACGGAGAAAGGAUUGAAAAGAAGGUUGAUUUUUUGCUAUUCUUGCCUCUGCUCUUUUUAGUAUUCUCCCUUUUUGGAACAAUUGCCCUUCGCCUGUUAAGAAGAAACAACAAGAGCAAAGCAGAAGAGAGUGGCAAGUAUUUUGCGCAGCUUUUCAUUUUAUACCAUGAAUAUCUGUACUUGGAAAUAAUACGGCUAUGUGUUUUUUUUUAUUUUUGUAAUUAUGAUGAAGAGAGGAGAGGCGACUUUUUGAUAGUGGACGAUUCUUUAGAGUGCAAAAAAAUGAGGACAAAAUAUUUUGUAAAAAUAUGGAUAAUCGUGCUGUACAAUACGUUGGUUAAUUAUUUCGACUACUUUUUAUUUUUUCUGAAGAAGUAUAUUCCCAGAUUAGACGCCUUAUGUGUGUUAAAGGCAAAGGUAAGUACGCUUAGCCCUCCGGAUGACAUUUUCUUGCUGCUCUUUUUGUUUUUUUUUCACAAGCGAUUUUUUAGCAACGUGAAGGCAUCUCUAACUGUUAAUCAUAAGAAUGGUAUAUAUAACAAUAAUGUGCACACGUUUCAGUUUGUCGUCAUUGCGGUUUCGUUUUCUCUCUACACGUUAGUUACAUUUUUAUGCGUCUACCGAUGUGACGACUGCGCGGGGGGAGUGGUAUUAGAAGAACUGGAAAAGAGGCGAAAUGUGGGGCAUAUUGUGGGGGCGUCCCCAGUUUAUGAGGAAGAAGAGGGGACAAAAAGAGAGGCCAAAAAAAAGGAGGUGGCCAGGGAGAAGAGUGAUAACAAUGAGGGAGAAGCAGAAGAGGUGGAGCUAAAAAGUGGAGAAAUGGGUGUGCCACAUGGUGAGGCGCGGGAGAAAGGCGAAGAGGAGGAAAAAGAAGCAGGAGAAGAUGCGGGGGAAGAAGAGCACAAACGGGGAACUCCAUCAGGGGGUGACAAACAAGGCCACCCCGCCACCCCGUCCUGUUUUAUUCAAGUGGUAAACCUGUUGUCCAAAUUGGUUAAAAAACGCAGAACUGAGAAGUUCUUUUUCUACUUUUCCAUGUUUGUGCAUGUCACCAUUUCGCUCUCCUACUACACCUUCUUAAGCUACGUGCAUGCAAGACAAUUCCUGGGGGUGCUGACAACCAUUUCGGUGCUAUGCAAUGGGUUGAUUUAUGCCACGAUUUUCUUGCUGCUCAUAAAAUUGGGCAAAGGGAAUAACCUGAAGAAGGGCAAUAAAAAAUGGUUCAGAAUUAGCAGCAUCAGAAGGAGGAUAGGAAAGGCGAAGUGGGUGGCCAUAUGGAGAAGAAGAAAAGCAAGCGGAACAGAAAAGGAGCAAACAAACAGCAAACAUGUGGUAAUUUUCCAAAACAGAAAUAACAAAAUGGAGGAGAAAUACCAUUUGAAAAAUGAAAAAAGGAGCAUCAUACUGAUAAAUAACAUCCUGAAGAACAGCAAAAGUUUUCAAGUGCACUUUGGUGAAGUAGCUCGCAAGUCAGAAAGUGACAGCUCUGUUAAAAACGGGGAAAGUAAUAAAUUUAUCAGAAGGUACAAAUUACUAAACAUAUCAAAAAAGUGGGUAACAUUUCUUCAAAAUGUUGUGGGUCUAUCCGAUGAACCGGAGAAGUGCUUGUCUAUGCUGAUCAGCUUAACGCUAGAGGAGGAGUUCCCCAGCCUCGAUUUAGACGCCUGUUUGGAGGUAGUAAAGAAGAAUUAUUUCGCCCCAAUGGAGAAUGUGACAACCAUUUUGAAAAACUUUCUCAAAUAUACGAACAAAUUUUUAGCCAUUCUGGGGAGGAGGCGAAAAGGAGAAAAGAAAACUUCGAACGGGGGUGGAAGCAAAUGCACAUUCGGACGCCUAACCGACUGCGACGAGUCGGCAAUCGUCUUCGCGUGGGGGUUGGGCAUUCUCAGCUUCGGAAACCUGCAAGACGUAAACUACAACCUGUCGCCUGUCCUAUUCCACGUUUCAAAUGUGCUAGCCAAAUGUAGAUAUAUGAAGUACAUAAUCGAUUACUAUUUUAGGUAUAUGCCCUAUUGGGGGAUUCUCCCUUUUGGGGGCUUGGGAAAUUACUACCUCCCCUGUGAAACGACCACGGGGGGGGCACUCCCCAUCUGUGACAGUAUUAAUAACUUGUAUGUGUGCCAAGAAGGGGAAAGCAAUUUUAAUGGGGGUGGCCCUGGAGGGGUGGACAACCAAACUGUAGUUUCCGAAGCGUUAGGCGAGGAUAGACACACAGAUGUAUAUAUAAAUGGGAAGAGAGAGCAUCUCAAUGUAGAUGCGGCAAAUCAGCAAGCGUGUUUAGGUCCACGAUUUACCCGUACUGGGAAGAUGGAGAGCUACUCGGGGGAGCUAGCCAUUUCGCUAUCGGGGUGUACCCAUAGGAGAAAAACUCAAUCUGGUUUAAGCAACAGGAGAAGAGGCACCCCGGGAAGGAGAGACAAUCAGGCGGGGGACGGACUCCCCCUCGAAUUUGACUUUAACCGCAUAUACGCUAAGGAACUUUGCAGAAUUUACAUACACUGCUUAUUAGCAGAUGUGAGUGAGAUAUACAAAGGUAUACACUACACACAGACGUGCGAAAAGUACCUGUGCAGUGGGGUUUUAAAUCUAUGGGGGGAGCACCACAAGAGUAGGAGCAACAUGUAUAUGAGGCGGUAUUACGAACAUUUGGAGAGGUGGGCAGGACUUGAGGAGAACAACGCGGGGGGUGCAUCCUCACGAGGGGAAGUCAAACAGGGGGGUAUGGACCCAACGGAAGCAUUUUUCAACAUAGAAGAUUACAUAAGCAGUAGGGUUAUAGAAAUAGACUUCUAUGGACAAUUUGAGCACCUAAAGCGUGACACGAAGGAUUAUUUAAUGAGCCUGGUUAAAGAGGGGGACGCUUUGCAUGUGAAGGAGUUAACAAACUUUUCGGAGGUGCCUCGAGAUAGAUUGCACGAAAUGGAGAGAAAAGAAAAGGAAGAAAAGGAAAAAGAAAAAAAAAGAAAACGAAAAAAUGAACAAUUUUGCAAAGUUUUUUGUAGCGCUUUGCCAGUGUGCAUAGAAAAACGCUGUUGGGAAUUUCUAGACAAAAGUGAACUGAAACAGAUUGAAGAGGAAAAAAGGCAAAGAAGGAAUUUCACAAUUUCGUGUGAAAACAUGGGGGAGGAAUAUUUUAAUGCACAUGUAUUGAAAAAUUAUGAAGAAAAAGUGACCUAUUUUAGGAUUGACUGCUACGGAGGGGUCAUAUCCGUUGGGGGAGAAUUUGUGAACAGGAAAGGGGAGUUCCCACGUGUAGGAAAAAAGGAGAAGGGACGGAAAAAGACAGCUACAGAUGGGGAUAAAAAGGGAGAAACAAAUUUUACGGAAGAGAAAGACGACAAUUUUUUAACCGAAGAGGGUGUCCAUAUAUUGAACACGAACAUGCACAACUAUGUAAAUUACGAACGUGUGGAGGGUUCCAAAAUGGAAAUAUUUACCCACAACAGUUACGAGGGCGACGUAGGAAUUACAGGAGAUUUGAAGGGAAUGAAUUUUCGUGAUAGAAAUGCAUUAGUGGUCCUAACCCCCCCAGUGGUUAUCCCGAAGGAGUGCACCAUAGAGGUGUGGCUAUUUAUCGGUUCAAGAGAGGGAGCCACAAAUGGAUGGGAAAAGAGCUUCCUCUUUUGUGACGUGGAAGGAAAUUCCCCAUUCGUCAUUUCGAGAAGGGGAAACAAAAUUGAGGAUAUAGAAAUACACAUCAGUGAUAAGCGCAGGUUAAGCAGUUACUUUAGGCAACUGCACAGUGAGGGGAGGAGAGAACCCAUGGACGGGGAGAAGGCUACCGAAAAGGGAAACCACUGGAGCGUUUACAUAAAAUGUGAGAAGACGCCCAAAUGGAAUAAAAUAAAUUCCAUAGUGAAGCAAAAUCAGUGGAAUUUACUAAAUAUAACAAAAUGCGCUAGCGGAUUGAUUUACUACCUGAAUGGAAAGUACAUGAACAGCGUCUCACACGAAGUGCUAAAUUUAGAGAAACAAUUUCAGAUGAGCGUAUUUGGAAAUUCCUGCUUUGGAAAUAAUAACAUAGGAUUAUGCUCAUCUUUUAAAAUCUUCGAGUUUUUAAAAAAGGAAGAGAUAAAGAGGAGAUACGAAAUUGUGAAGAAAGUCAAAGGGAGAGAAAUGGUUGGAGACAACCUCUGCAUGGAGAUAAAAGACCAAGUAAUAGAAGGCAUAGAUGUGAGGGACAAAUGCAUGCAGGUGUUGGAAUUUUUCAUGUACUUUGCGCAAUCGCAAAGGGGGAAGACGAGGGUCGUUGCCUUCACCAAUGACUCGAAUUACAGAGUGAGAAUGUAUCAGCUACGCUUGGGUUCGAAGUACACGCGUGGUACUGCUCCAGGGGGGGGAGGCGGUCCUGGAGAAAGCGGUCCUGUGAAAAACCCCCCAAGUGCGCACUUCCACGAAAGGAACGGGGAAGAGUUACACAGCAAAGGGAACAAAUUAGGGUUGACAAAUCUACCAAAUGGAGAAGAAGAGGGACGGGAAAACCUCCACAGGAGAUGCGAAAAGAUAAUCCACAUCGAUGAUAAGGAAGAGUAUGGCUACAAUGUGUACUUCAAAAAAGUGAGCAGAAGGGAAGACGCUCCGAAGAUUUACGGAAUAAAUAUUUUUUCUGACCUCCUCUGCUAUGCAUGCGAUUUGUCCAAAUUUUACAACCUAAUUUUGGACCCUCCUUUAUCCCUAUAUAACGAAUUAGUAAAACCGUUCGGGUAUACGCUAUGCCUUUGGGUGUUCCUACCCAUAGAAGAAAAUGUUUCUUUUUCUUCGCUAGUUAGUGGAGAAAAGGAUGCACAUAUAAGCGUCUUUAGCGAUAGGCUACUUAUCGGUUGUGUUGAGAAUUACAAAAGGGGGAAGAAGCAGGGCCAAACCUUUUACCACUCUUCUGGAUUCAGCGUCAAGAAUGUGAAGAGGGGGUGGUACUACCUAACAGUCGUUGGAACUUUAAAGGGGCAAUUUUACUUUAUAAAUGGCUGCUUUAAAGGACAUCAUAAUUUUUGCUCCUUUGAUGAUGUGAAAUAUGUAGGAAAUAGUAGCUUGUUUAUUAACCCAUUUCCUUAUAUUUGUUUUUUCAAAAUGGUGACGAAGCCUUUAUCUGUCACUGAAAUUAUGUGUGAAUAUGCAUGCCCUGCGUAUGAUAAGUUGGCUGUUUCUCCCGGUUCUUCUUAUUGGUACCUACUUUUUGCGAACCUGUUUGGAAGAACAGCCCCAAAUGAUGGCAGCGUAGAUUCUUUGAGUGAUAAAUCUACGUCUUCCACUGGUUCAGACAAGGGGAGGUAUGUCCACUUUGAAAUUACAGAUUUUUUUGAUGUGCACGUUUAUCCAUACCGAGAGAGGAAAUAUUACCCCUUCGCGUUAUCCGUCACGUCUAUGGAGAACAGAAAGUUAUUUCUUUUUAACAAAAAAAAGGAGCAAAUUAAUAAUUUGACUGUACACCUGAACGUUAGCAUAGUGCUGCCUUCAUGUUGGGCAAUUUUCGCUGUCAUCAAUUUGGCGUAUGUGAAUAAAUCUGCCUAUCACUGUUUGGUGGGGGGGCAAAAUGGAGAUUCUCAUGUUGCCAUUAAAGGAUCAAAUUUAGCCUUAGGAGUUUUAACGCACUUGGGGGAGGACUUCCUGCAGAAGGGGGAGAUACCUGAUGAGGUCACAACUGGGGAGAGAGCGAACCAUUUGGCACGGGGAUCCUCCUCAAAUGAUAAAAAAGAGGCGGCAUCACGAGGUACCAAAGAAAUGGGUAAUACAGCUCAUAGCCAAACGGACAGCAACAUGUGCUACCAGAAUUAUCAACAUUUUCACAGCUCAGGGUACCACCUCCAGAAGGAACUGAACGAGGAAAUCCUAUUAACAACUAUAUGUCGAAAGAAUGAGCAGACCUUUUUCAUUAACUCGCACGAGGUGGGAGUGAGCAAGUCGUGUCUCAGUCCCAUAUGCUGCAUUGGGAACUGCCGAUCUGUCAGUGGCGAGUUUUUGUCUCCCUUCGGUUUUUACAAGUUUGUGCGGGUCGUUUUUGGGGACGUUACGGAUGAACAGGUCGCCCAGUUUCACCGCUCCCUUCCAUGUUAA